Molecule: messenger RNA, 1924 nt
Organism: Haliotis rubra (blacklip abalone)
Lineage: Eukaryota; Metazoa; Mollusca; Gastropoda; Lepetellida; Haliotidae
Exons: 6
Coding region: 13-1425 (470 amino acids)
Source: RefSeq, a predicted model, not a curated record
GCCAAGUCGGUGAUGUCUGUGUUUACAGAUUACACGCAGGAUCCUUACAUCGUGUCUCCGGAGAGAGUCCAGUAUGGCAGUGAUGUAAACCUGACAUGCUAUAUUUUAAUUGAAGUAAAGUUCUUAACGUUCAUCUCCUUCACGUGGAAGAAAAACGAUGAACGAUUAAUCCAUGGAGGGAAUUAUGAGAUCAGCUCAGGGUCCGGGUCAUUUAUAAACAGCAUAAAAACAUACCAAACCAAUACUCUGACAGUUAAAGACACGAGGAUGGCAGAUGAAGGAAAGAGAUACAUGUGUCAGGUUGAAGUGGCAGUUGGAACAUGGUCAUCGUCCAUUAAAACUGAGGAGUACAUAUUUGCACAAGAAGUCCCAUCUACUACCACCACAAGUGCAAGUGAAGGCGAGGAUGUCACCAUUUUCCUGACAUGGACGGCGACGGAUGUUAUCACUGGGUUUUGGUCUCCAAGUGGUGGACUCAUUGCAACCAUACAAUCUAUAUCUGUCUAUAUCUGGCCAAACUUUAGAUCAAAAGUAAAGGUCAUCAGACUGAUCACUUCACAUAACGGGAAAACAGUUAAGUUGAUGAUCUUCAAUGUUACGAAGGAGGAUGCUGGACGUUAUUACUUCAGUGAUUUCAAGCGAGAAUCAUUUUAUGGUGGCCACAACCUUGUGAUUGCUGAUUGUAAGAGUACACAGGUCUCAACUAGUAUUGUACCUUCCACCAUUGGUCAAACAAAACCUCAAACGGCGACUCCAGCUUCCAUAACGUCAGCAAGUACUCAGGUAGAUGUCACAUCUAACACAGUGACUGUCACCAGCACACAAACCUCAGCUGCGACAACUACCGGGAUACCCCUUUCUACAGCUACAACCGCCAACACUGACCAAAAUGUUACUACCGUUGUCCUUUACAUCAUCGUCGGGUGUUGUGUCCUGCUUAUAGUGCUGGCUGCGUUCAUCGUUGCUGCUAUUGUGUUGAUAAGGAUCAAACAACAAGGUGUUCACCAACGUAGAACCCCUUCGACAUCUACGACAUCGAACAUCGUUCAACGUCAACGUUAUGAUGUUGUCGAAUGUUCACCUGUUGAUGGCGCUGAAAACAGUCACCUGUAUGCGGCAAACAGUUUAGGAUACCACACACUUAACUUCAAACGUUUCAACCGGGUGACUGAGGUCGACCCUACAGAUGCCAAUACCACCAGGAACAGAUUAGUACCACUGGACCAAGACUAUGAACCUGUCACUCUCAUGGACCAUAGACUUGUCCUGAACUGUACUCAACAAUACUCAGAUCAUGAAGAAGAGAAUAAUGAUUCUAUAUCUUUGUGUAGCUCGUAUGAUAAUGGUCAGCGUGAGAAAGAUCGUUCUGGAUAUGCACAGUGCAUAGUUGUCGCUGGUAACGUACCGACGAUGUCUGUUGAAUGAGCCAUCCAGAAAAUAUGGUUUAAACAUGGUUUUUAUUUAGCCAAGGCUGAACUCUUGAUAGGCGAACAACCCUAGUGACUUAUAUACACACCGCUCCAGUAUGCCAAAGCGAGCUGAAUUCGACGUUCUGGUGAUUUCGACGAUUGCAUUGCUCGCACUAUAUCGGGGGAGUACGUGCGCGACCGGAGUGUACAAGCAAUUUCAUCGGUAGGGCGGAUGCCCAGUCGCUGUCGUGAGAAGUUUUAUUGACAAUGGAAAACCGGAAGUUAAGUUAUAUGAAAAGCGUGCAAACAUGGAUAUUAUUUACCCGAGAUCGUUAAUACCACUUCGAAUGCAAAAUCAGUUGCCUAUAUAACAAAAAAUAGUAAGCGAAAAUUCAGUAAGAUCGGUCGUGACAAUAAUGACAGGCAUUAUAUAAAUAGGAAGCCACGUGAUCACAACACUCAAUCGCAGUGCGGAGCAAGAACGUAUGGCUCAUCGUUGAAAACUCAUACAAAUA